CAUCCCUCACAAAUAAUGGUAAUAAAAAUUAUCUUCGGGUGUAUCUAUUUUUAUUAACGGAUCUUUUAUUGGUUUGUGAGCAAAAUCAAAAUUCCAAUUUUAAAUUCAGUUUAUUAUAUACACCAUUAAGUGGGAAACAUUUGGAAGUCACCGAUAUUAGUAAUGGAGAAAGAGGAAUGAUAAAAUUGGAUUUUUUAAAGAAAGAAUCUUUAAUAUUAUUUCCUAAUUCAGUUAAUGUCAAAAAUAUUUGGUUGAAUGAAUUAUCCAAUACUAUAAAGUUUGUCAAAAAUGUGAACAAUCCAAUUAUUACUACCUCUCAACAUCCUUCUCAACCUAUUCCUUCAUCAACAUCAAAAUUAACAUCAAUACCAUCAUCAACACAGAAUGAAUUAAGAACAUCAUCCAAUAGUUUCAAUAGUUCUAACAGUUCUAAUGAUUCUAAUUAUUACAAUAGUUCAGAACGAAAUACUUUAAAUAAUAUACAUAAUUUACGUUCCCGUACACCUGAACCUCUUCGUUAUUCGGGAGGUAAAGAAUAUCCCGGAGAUAUUCUGGAUUAUUGGAUUAAUGAAAGUUGGAAAUCAUUUGCAGAAAAUUGUACAGUUGAAGUUAGAAUUACUACAACGAUGGUAGGUUGUUGGUCUAUUAUAUUACAAAAGAGUAAUAGGAUGGUACUUAAUUCUUGGAUUUAUUUAUAUACAACAAUACAUCGAGAUUCUUCAACUCAAAUUAGUAUUUCUUGUAAAAUGGAUCAAAAUAAAGAAUAUUAUAGAAUUAAUUGUCCAUGUUCUUAUGAUUCCGAUCAACUAUUUCAACAUUUAAUUGAUGCUCGAAAAUUAUUGAUACAAAAGAGAUCAAAUACUCCAACUCAAGAAUUUUUAAUUUCAAGAUCAUCCUCAUUACAAAAGAAUGAUCAAGGAUUAAUUUCAAGAACAUUUUCAUUACCUACAUUAAAACAACAAAAGAUUAAUCAAAAAAUAUCCAAAAAAUCAGAACAAACUUUUAAAUUAUUACUUGAAUGUAAAGUAAAAAUUUUUUCACAAAAAGAUCAUGGAAAAUGGACAAAUCUUGGUUGGGGAAUUAUGAAAUUAAUAAUGGAAUUACCAUUUCAUGAAAUUCGAAUAAAUAUUGGUAAUGAAAAACAAAUAAAAUUGAUAGAUUCCAUUGUAUCAUCUGAUGGUGUGGAAAGAUUAAAUAAAACAAAUAUCGCUAUGACUUUGAAUAAUUUUAAUUCGGGAUUAAAGAAUAUUUAUAUGAUACAAUUGAAAGAUGAAUCAACUACU
Dentiscutata erythropus is the source of this 1283-nucleotide messenger RNA. Lineage: Eukaryota; Fungi; Glomeromycota; Glomeromycetes; Diversisporales; Gigasporaceae. The record is from the annotation of a GenBank genome assembly.